Molecule: messenger RNA, 3924 nt
Organism: Temnothorax curvispinosus
Lineage: Eukaryota; Metazoa; Arthropoda; Insecta; Hymenoptera; Formicidae
Product: high mobility group protein DSP1-like
Exons: 5
Coding region: 177-788 (203 amino acids)
Biological process (GO): regulation of transcription by RNA polymerase II
Molecular function (GO): DNA binding, bending
Source: RefSeq, a predicted model, not a curated record
CACUUAUGGAGCGACUCAAUAACAAUGUCGAUUCUACAUAGUAGUUAUUUUGCCGGCAGAUCUCACAUCCGCACGUAGGUCAACUAGAUUUCCGAUUUUUUCUGCAGCACCCGAUACAGCAGAUACCGCAAAAUAAUCUUCAACAAAAUAACGCUCAGAGCCUGCAGCGGGACAAUAUGCCGAGAGGAAAGGAUUCGAAGCCAAGAGGACGGAUGACAGCGUACGCGUUCUUCGUCCAGACAUGUCGCCAGGAGCAUAAAAAGAAGCAUCCCGAGGAGAAGAUCGUUUUCCGGGAAUUCUCCAAAAAGUGUGCAAUGAGGUGGAAGACUAUGUCGGACAUCGAGAAGAAGCGUUUCCACGAAAUGGCAGAGAAGGACAAGAAGAGAUACGACACGGAGAUGCAGAACUAUACGCCGCCUAAGGGAGAGAAUAAGGGCAGGGGCAAGAAACGCAAACACAUCAAGGAUCACAAUGCUCCCAAGAGAUCGCUGUCUGCUUUCUUCUGGUUCUGCAACGAUGAACGCGGAAAGGUCAAAAUGCUGAAUCCUGAAUAUGGCGUAGGCGAUAUAGCUAAGGAAUUAGGCAAGAAAUGGUCGGACGCAGAUCCCGAAACCAAAUCCAAAUACGAGGCUAUGGCAGAGAAGGACAAGGCUCGAUACGAAAGGGAAAUGACCGCGUACAAAAAGAAAAUACAAAACGACGGCGCCCCGGUGGUGGGGGCCGCGCAGGCGAACCAAACUAUAAUAAAAAGCGACAGCGAAGAGGAAUGGAAGGACGACGACGAAUAGCGGAUGCACGUCGAAAUUUCUUCAUCUAUCACCCCGUGUCCUUCAUCCUGAAAGCAUACCUCACCUACUGUACGUACCAUUGACCUUAGCGUGAGCGUACUUACACCACCAUCACUAGGAAAACGAAGCAACUAACCACCAAGCAACCUACCAAUCAACCAAGCUCUUCAACAAUCCCUCACCAACCAACCUCCUAAUUCUCUCCCCGAUUAUUUACGAUAAUGAUAAAGUAAUCCGCGCUAAUUAUGGUAAUUAUUUUAAAAGGAAAAACUGGUAUGCAUGAGUGGUGCGCGAGCGUGAGCGAGAGAGGAUCAUUGUGUGAGUGAACAUUUGUACUUUAACAUAUUGAUAGUAAACGAUGAUGUAAAGCGGCUAGUAAGAUAGCGGAAGAUAAUGGAAGAAAAAAAAAUGAAAUAAGAAAUCAGAAUCAUGAGUAAAAUGCAAAAGCGGAAGAGAUAAGACGUGGCAGAAUGCCCAAUACUUUCUCUAUCCGGAUGGAAGGCGCAGGGGCUCAAUCAUUGUUGACUUUUUGCUCUGUCGACGCUAUAUUACGAGCUAUGUAGCUUAGUUUACUAAUGACGAAACGCCGCGAUAAUGACGUUCUCCGUAGGGCGGGGAUCGGAGAUGGCUGUAGUUCUUUUUGCCAUGUUCUUUCGGAUUUUAUCCGAUCAUGCGACGAUUGUCCUUUUUGUGUCUUUUUCACGCAUUGCCAUGGGCACUGGUGAGAGAGAGAGAGGGCUCUCUCGGAUCCUCGCUCUCGAAAGAGGCGAAUCAUGUCGCGUCGUUGCAAAAUUAAUAUACUUUUUUGGGGAACUCUUUUUUUAGUUCAAUUCAAUUUAAUUCAGUUCAGUCCAGGUCUGUUCUGUUCACUUGUUGCCAGCGUCGUUAUGGCAUGAACACACAUACAUAUAUAUACACACGCAGACACGUACAGACAAUUGUUGUAUAUCCUUGUACAGAGAGCUUCAUUUUUUCUUUCGUAUAUUUUUAGCGAAUCGAUCAUGUUGAGCGCGCGUGAUGGGGCAUGGGGCCGCUUUACGCAUAUUUGCGAAUAUAUAAUUGAUUUUAUCGAGGUACACACAUGUCUCUUGUAGUAGCUGUAAGUACGUUUAGAAUUAAGUAUACGUGUAUCUUAACGCAGACUUGAAUUCUCCGGCGACUCUCUACGUCUUUUUUUUUAAGCAUGUACUAUUUUUCAACAUUUACACGGCGGUGUUACAAGCCACGAGCCACCACGUGAUUGAGCCUUAAUUACGUAGCCGAUAAACGAUCGCCCCGAAUCGAAUCGGGAGAAAUUGUGUGCGAGAGAGAAAGAGAGUGCGUGUGUAUGUAGCUCGCAGCUUCUCUAUUAGAUCAUUGCAUAUGAGAUGUCAUUUUUUUUGAAAAAAGUAAAACUUAAUAAUCAGGUAUAUUAUACUACACGUAUACUAGUAUACUAGGUACACGAGUAUACUACACGUGCAUGAUUUGACUUUUUUUCUUCCUUUUUCAAGUUGUAAUAAAUAAUUAUUUAAAAAUAAUUAUUUAAAAAUAAUUAUUUAUAAAUAAUUAAUCGGGAAAAUUGAAAAGUUUAGCAUAUUAUUUUUCUAUUUUAAAGAUAUUUCAAUCGGCCAUUAAUAAUACUAUCAAUAUUGUUAAUGUAUUAAUAUUACCAUUAUUAUUAAUUCUAUUACUAUUUUAUUAUAAUUAUAUGAUUUCCACAUUAGUGGUAUGGAUUCAGAUGUCACUUCUUGCUAAAGUAAGAAUUAAUUGUAAGCAUAAUUUAGAAAUGGUUUAUUGUAUAAAUCACUUAGAACGAAUCAUGUGAGAAAAGUGAAUAAUUGUAUGCAAAAUUUCACGUCCGGAAUAUAUAGCUGGAAAUAUGUAUCUUUUUAUAUCUUUUUAUCUCUUAAGUUUCCUACAUUUUUGAUCAGCAUGAUUUUGUGAACUUUUAUUAUACUUGUGAACUUUAUUCACUUUUUAUGGAUUUUUUUCAAGAUAUAUUGAACGAGUUUUCUGAAUUAUUGUAUAAGUUAUAUGAAUCAUGUAUUUUCCAAGAAAUUAAAAUCAUUGAUGUACAUAUGAAACCGACAUUUCAUGUGCAAGGGCCUAAUAUUAAAUCAAAAUCAGUAGCACGAUAUUUUAGCAUCUCGUCGGAACAGUAACGGUGUUGCUGUGCGCGCGAAUCGCUAAUGCUUGUUUAUCAAAACGACGACUAUUGUACGAAAACGAAAUUCCAUUCUUUUUUUCUUAUUAACAUUCGCGCUGUUUCGAGGCUGCGGGCGGCCUGCAGCCAACGAAAUUUUCUAUCUUGUUGGAAAAAAAUCGAUUCACGUCCGUUCUGACGAAAACGCUUUAUUAACUUCAUUAAUAUUCGAUCUCGACGAUACCAGCAGAAAUCAUUUUUAUUUCGUCGUUUCUAUUCAAGACUUACGGUCGCAGGAGCGUUAUAAUAAAAGCGGAUGGCAUGACGAAUUUUAACACUUUGCCGGCCGUUCGGGUAGACCCGUUUCAUGAUCCAUGAUCCAUUGAACGAUCAAAUGGAUAGACUUAUCUGUUUUGCUGUUCUUCUAUGAUUCUUAAUUGGUUCGCAGAAGUAUUAAGAUAAUUAAAUUGUAAGAGGAAGAAAAGGAGUAUUUUUUCAAAGACCGAUGCAGGUUAUAAAAACUGCACAGCCCGACUUAUUUAGGGCUCCAUAACUUGAUUGGCAAAGGUGUUACACAUUCGUCCUGCCGUAAUAUCGAAAUCAAUGUGCAACUUUUAUGCGAUCGUAGUUUUAACGGCGAAUUUCUUUUCCAUUCUUCUCUCUCUCUCUCUCUCUCUCUUUCUCUCUGUUUUUUCUCUUAGCCCGACACUGAAGUGGUCCCUGCCCCUUGCCAUCGCCAUUCUCCCUCUCACAUUCGUUUUUAACUCACUGGAAGAAAUAAAAAAAAAAAAGUAGUAAAAGGGUAAUACGUUCAAAUCUCUCGUCUUGAGACUCACGUGAAUGAUAUAAUAACCGCCGUUUCCUUCGUUAAAUCAUAUUCCCGGGAGUAAAUCGGAUUAAAUAGGAGAUAAGCUCCCCGCGAAGAAAAGGCGUUUUUUCUGUCUUGUACUGCCUCGAGUCAUCUGGUGUACAGCAGGCUGUAUUAUAAUAAAUUAUUGUGGUUUCUUGUAA